UAUGAAUUGAAUGUCUGUUGUUUUUAAAAAGGAUAAAAUCCAUAAGUCAGUAUAUUAGCACAUUCACAUUUGUGGCUAUUUGCAAACAUUUAUUUUUUUUUGUUCGUUGAUUUUGAUUGAUUUUUUUUUUCGUGAAUUUCUCAUCAUUAUAUUGGGGUUCAUUGUUUUAUUAAUCAUGAUCCAGAAAUUUAUACGUGGCCUACCAAUGUUAUUAGGCUCAAUGAUUGUAACAUUCGCAUUUAUAUUGUACGUGAAUUUUUUUAUGAUUAAAAUUUUUUUGUUGUUGUUAUUCUAUAAACUCUAUAAUUUUUUACAUUUUAGAUGGAUAUUUGCCAUACGUCUGGAACAAGUGAAUCCAAUAUUUCCAUAUAUAAGCGAUCUAGGCCUUCAUCAACCUGUAUUAUCAAUGUUUACAUUUUCACUUUGUUUUGCAUCACUUUUAUUAUUGUUAGUUGUCGUCAUUAGAUAUCGUUUAACACGUUAUUAUCUAGAUAUUUAUAAUAUGGAUUUACGUUGGGCAAAUUAUUCACUGGCCACCGGUAUGAUUAUGGUUGUCAGUAUGUGUGCAACUGGUUCCAUACAAAAUGAUAAACCAUUUUAUUUACAAAUUCUACAUAAUAUAUUUGCAACUAUUUUAUUUACUUCCGUACAAUUUGAUAUUUUAACUGAAUUUCUUAUUGCAAGACAAUUACCGAAUCAAACACGUAUAUCGAAUGGACGAAUUAUUAUAUUGAUCAUAUCAAUGACGGCUGUCAUUUUAUAUUUACUUACAAUGAUUAUUUCAUUUCAAAAAUAUCCACAAUCAUUUGCAAAUAGUUCACUGAGAUUAUGGUGGUCAACCAAUGAUCCAGGAUAUUAUUGGCAUGUUGCAAGUUCAAUAUUUGAAUGGUUUAUCGUUAUAAUGCUUGGUCCACAUGUAAUGACAUAUCGAUCGUUAUUUGAAACCGAUAUCAUUAAUUUGGAUGAAAAACAAAAAUGUACCAAUCAUAAUAACAAUGAUGGCAAUUAAAUUGGUUAAAUGAACAAAACGUUUAUCAUCCUUGGCAGCUGCAGCAUGCAAUUC
Molecule: messenger RNA, 1063 nt
Organism: Dermatophagoides farinae (American house dust mite)
Lineage: Eukaryota; Metazoa; Arthropoda; Arachnida; Sarcoptiformes; Pyroglyphidae
Source: RefSeq, a predicted model, not a curated record